AUGGAGAACAUAGGCCCUCAGCUUAAUCAACCGGCAACCUCUCGCAUGCUCAGAAGAGCUUCCAAUUCUUUGCAAGGACCUCCGCCAUCGCACGAUCACAAUAGAGCAGACGAUCGCCACGCAAUGCUUCCACAACAUGACACACUGGGUUUGUUACCCUCUGCUCCAAUCUCGCUGCCCGAUCCAGCUACCCAUAUGAAGAACAGUCACAACCAGCCGCAGGGGCAGCCUGGUCAUAGCCAACAUUCUCACCAAAGCCUGCAAAGUCACCAGGGCCACCAGAGUCAGCAUCAGCCAAAGGCCAGCCAGAACGCAAGUGGCCAACCGCCACUGCAGCAGUUCCAUAGAAAGUCAAUUGGUGACUGGGACUUUGUUCGCACAAUCGGCGCAGGCUCCAUGGGUAAGGUGAAACUCGCCCGUCACACUGAAUCCGGUGAGAAAUGUGCCGUGAAGAUUGUCCCCAGAGCAGCUAAGCUUUAUCAGAGGGCACACGCCAACGACCCUCCUGUGAAAUCUAGCGAGGAAGCCGCUCAAAGGCAAAAAGAAUUCGAAAAGGAAAUAGCUAGAGACAAAAGGACAAUCAGAGAAGGCGCUUUGGGUCGUCUUCUUUUUCAUCCGCAUAUUUGCAGACUUUACGAAAUAGUGCCCAUGACUAAUCACUACUACAUGCUAUUCGAGUACGUCGAGGGAGGUCAAUUGCUUGACUACAUCGUCUCCCACGGCUCGUUGAAUGAGAAAUAUGCUCGUAAAUUCGCUAGAGGAAUUGCUUCUGCGCUCGAUUAUUGCCACAAGAACAAUGUGGUCCAUCGUGAUUUGAAGAUUGAAAACAUUAUGAUUAAUUCUAAGGGUGAGAUCAAAAUCAUUGAUUUUGGAUUGUCAAACUUGUACAUGCCUCACCACUUGCUCAAGACAUAUUGUGGCUCUCUUUACUUUGCCGCUCCUGAGCUAUUGAGUGCUAAGCCUUACGUUGGUCCUGAGGUGGACGUUUGGUCCUUUGGUGUAGUCUUGUACGUUCUUGUAUGUGGAAAGGUUCCAUUCGAUGACCCUGUUGUUUCCGCUCUCCAUGAGAAGAUUAAGAAAGGACACGUCGAGUAUCCUGCUUUCAUUUCUAAAGAGUGCGCCUCGUUGCUCUCUAGAAUGUUAGUUGUUGAUCCAACUAAAAGAGCGACUCUAGCAGAGGUGAUUCUGCACCCGUGGAUGAACAUUGGUCAUGAUCAUUUGACCCCUAGCUAUACUCCCGAGCGUGUGCCUUUGUCUUUACCCUUAGAUCCAGAAAUUUUAAAGGCCAUCGCACAAUUUGAUCUUGGCUCAGUCUCAUUCGUGACUGAAGAACUCACGAAGGUUAUCUCGAGUCCCGAGUAUCAAUUGGGUUGCGACAACUGGUAUAAAUACGCUCAAGCAGGAAAGAAGCCUCCCCCGGGAAAUAACAUCACUCACGGUUUUCACCCACUUGUCUCCAUUUACUACUUGGUCGAUGAAGUUCGCAAGAGAAAGAGAGCUAAGGAUGAGGCAAUCAAGAAACAUCUUCAUGAGCAGGCUCAUGCUCCUCUUGAGGCGCCAAAUUCUGCAGCUUCAAGUCUGGCGAUACUGUCUUCUGGGGCCCUUCGUCUCAGUUCUCCUCGGCCACCACUUGCUGACAAUUUGCAUCCACCUAAAUACGCUCAUCAGACUUUGAAUCCAGGCUCGCCUAAUCCUCAACGAAGCCAUUCGAUUUCAAAUGCAUACACACGUGAGGGAAUGGAUACCCGUCCUGAACCUUUGGUAUCGACACCAAAGCAGCCUUCUUCUCAACACGAGCAAGUUCAACCUGGCACCCCUCAGAACAUUCCUCAAUUGUCUUACCCAGAGCCGGUUCAUACACCAACGAUGCCUCGUUCUAUGAACAAAGCAUCAUCUCCAGCAGAUUUCGAGAAUCAAUACACAACACAAACUCCGGUUCUGCAAAAUCCUCCGGAGACAUUGGAUCCAAAUGGUGGGAAGUCGCUGGGCCUCAACAAUCUUCUCAGAAGAUUAUCCUCGAAAAAAUCCAAAAGUCCAGUCUCAAAGGCUUCUUCGCCCACGAAGGAAUCACCACUCCCCGCCCGCUUUCCAUUGCCAGUGGAAGAUAGAUCACCAAUGUCUCCUGCUGACUCUCCCCAAUCCUCUCUUGCUUCGUCGAAGAGAGAUCCAAUGAUGCGUCGCGGUGUCAGUAUGAAGAUCACCGCAAAGGAGAAGUCAAGUGGUUCAAGAGUCAACCUUCAAAACGAGCAGUUGGGCAAACAAAGAGAUCAAGAGAAAGAGGAGCCUAGAUAUAAAACACAUGUGCAUUCUGCAUCAACUUCAGGUAAACCUCAUAAUUUCAUCCCGGUCGAAUACUUACCUCCCUUGCCCAAUAUUGAUCCGAAGCAAAUGGAUGGAAGUGUUUCAUUUGCUCCUUCGAAGCCAAAUGAAUCUUCAAACCGUCCUCCUAACAUCAAAAAGUUUCAUCCAAACGCGAGAGCAAAAUCUGUUGGAUCUCAUGUUCUUAAGGAUUUGCCACAAGGAAAGUCAAGUAUGGCCCGUCCUAUCUUGCCUGACGCUAUGGCUCUGCAAAAUAGCGAUGAAGGUAUUGAUGAAAAUGUCGAUAUGACAGAUACUCCUCACUACGAUGAUGUAGCUCUUUCAGAAGGAAACCCAACCGAGCUUCCCGCAUUGAGUGAGGAGCAAAUCAUCCAACAAUUCAAUCAUGCAAAGCGCAAUAGUAUGCCGUCGAUUGAAUAUCCAAAGACUUUGUUCUUGAAAGGCUUUUUCAGUGUUCAAACCACCUCUACUAAACCAUUGCCUGUGAUACGUUACAACAUCCUCAAAGUUUUAAGCCGUCUCGGCGUCAGAUUUCAGGAGGUCAAAGGAGGGUUUAUGUGUGUCCAUUCGGUGUACACACCGGCACGAGAGCUUGAUGCGGACCAAGAUGAUGCUCAUUAUGCAAAUGCGAUAAUUGAUGGUUACAAACUGGACGACAAUAGCGAGGAUACGAAAUACAAUGGACAGAGUCCCAGAUCGUCAGAAACGGAGUCGAAUACUCCGGAGUAUGUCCUUAGAUCAAGUCAGAACACAGAUCACUCACAGCACUCUUCUGACACCAGUAAGCCUUCGCUUCAAGUUAUAACGUCGCCAAAUACCACUGGAUAUGUGAAAGGACACAGAUCAUCAAACUCAACGAGUAAUGCUGGUCAUCGUAGAAAAUUUUCGGUUGGACAGACUUUCUUACAGAAUUACAGAAAGAAGAAUGGUUCUCAAACUUUGAUGCCUCCCAACACUCCGGCGUCGGCUAGAUUGACAAAGCUGUUGUUGGGUGCAAUGGAGUUAGAUGAUGAAGAUCUCGAUGAGGAGACUCGCAUGCAACUACAACAACUUGCAGAUGAUGACUCUGUCGACUCCCUUAGCGGCAUCAUGAUAGGUGGCGGCAGUGAUAUGCUUGUCUCAUCUCGCAUUGAACAACGAGCCAAGCAUCAUCGAGUAAGCUUGGGUAGCGAUGAAGAUGGUCUGCCUAAGAAAAAGACCCCAUUGAAGUUUGAGAUUAAUAUUGUGAAGGUACCUUUGGUUGGGUUGUAUGGUGUACAAUUCAAGAAAACACUCGGAAACACUUGGAGUUACAAGACGUUAGCCGGCCAAAUUUUGAAAGACUUAAAUCUUUGA
Molecule: messenger RNA, 3654 nt
Organism: Australozyma saopauloensis
Lineage: Eukaryota; Fungi; Ascomycota; Pichiomycetes; Serinales; Metschnikowiaceae
Gene: KIN2
Product: serine/threonine protein kinase
Exons: 1
Coding region: 1-3654 (1217 amino acids)
Biological process (GO): intracellular signal transduction; protein phosphorylation; microtubule cytoskeleton organization
Cellular component (GO): cytoplasm
Molecular function (GO): ATP binding; protein serine/threonine kinase activity; tau-protein kinase activity
Source: RefSeq, a predicted model, not a curated record